Suillus discolor is the source of this 437-nucleotide messenger RNA. RefSeq lists its product as uncharacterized. Lineage: Eukaryota; Fungi; Basidiomycota; Agaricomycetes; Boletales; Suillaceae. The record is from RefSeq and is a predicted model, not a curated record. The transcript has a single exon. The coding region runs from base 63 to 275 and encodes 70 amino acids.
CAUGCGGAACCUGAAAGUGUGCAGGAAGAUUUAUUCACGAGCGAGGUCAUCCGAACAAAACGAUGCCUCUGUUUCGUUGGCAGCUCUGCGAAACGUACUGCACUUCACGUUCGCUGCUGCUAACAUAUCUCGUGAUUCUGCUGAGUUGUGGUAUGCCAGCCCAUUUUGGGCAGGCGACUCCCACCCACCAGAAGACUUCGACUGGAUGGUGGACUACCUCAACGACAUCUAUUCCGACGAACACGAAGCGGCAUACGACAUCCUUUUGUUACUAGGUAGCAUAAGAGGGAGCUACAACCCUGCUAAACAUCAUAUGUUCAUCGAAAGCCUCAUCGCCUGCAUGGACAGUAACAUACCUUUCCAUUUACGCCAUGCCGCUCUUCGCGCUGCUCACAGUGCCCGAGAAGAAAUCGCCUCGAUCGAUGCCAUUGAUGAUG